AUGGCCUUGCUGCUCAGUCUCCUAGGGACAGUGGCCUUGGGACAGGAUUAUUCUACAUGGAAGGAUUGCAACUCAGUUGUCUCCAAUUACAUUCCUUGCUGCAAUCGCCUGCGAUUGGAAGCUCAGUUGGCUUGCCUUGAGUACUCCAACUUCGGCUUUACCGAGCGUACUUGCCUGCCUUGGCUUGAGGCAAUCGAAACCCACUGCCUUUUGGUGUGUGGAGACUGCUGGGAACUUGGCAGACGACUACGGCAAGAAUGUCAAUUUCAGCUUCAGGUUCUGAAUGAGCCAGAGACAACGAGGGUUUGGUGCAAUGACACCCUGAAUGAUUUUGUGGCGUUGCGCUGUACGCCCGCAUGUUUGGUAAAUGAGACUGAAUGUGCGACACAGAAGGCAGAGGAUUGCAUGAAGAAAUGUGGCAAUUACAACACCUGCCAGUGUCGCGGGUACAAAGGAAGUUUGCUUGAACCAACCUGUGGUGGUGUUACCUUCAGUGAUGGUGCGGUGGACCCGAGGCCAGAUCUCUACUAUGACUGCGCUUUGACUCCAGCCGACUGCAAGCACACCAGCUAUGAUGUGGAGUGCAACAGAUAUCGGUCCAGUGCGAUCCGAGACAUCAAUGCGAGGCCGGCUCAUGCAUUGAAUGCAUUGAUGGAAGCGGAGAGAAGAAUCGAUCCAGAAGAUGGCCAGGCAGCUCGCUCAGCUGUUGGAUCAGCACAUUGCCGCACCUCUGUGCAGAAAAUGACUAGAGCCCGGACCUUCGAUGAGCUUGUACAGCACUACAAGUCUGUCUAUACCUUUCACGAGGUGCAGCAGUACUGGGACAACCGGUGUCGUCAAGAUAUACCAACAGACCCCUUCCUUACAUCCCUACAACAGCCUGGGCCAGAAUUCAAGCUGCGACCAGACCACGAGCCUCCGACGGAGCCAGCUUCACAGGUUAACCUUGGGCCAGUGAAGCUCUCUGAAGAUCCAUUUCUGGCUGCAAGCUUCACUCAGCAGGCCAAACAUCCACCUGCACUGCACCAAGUCAAUCAACCAGAGGUGGGCACGAAGGAUUCUCAGCAUUGGUCUGAGACAAUUUCAACUUGCUUGGGGGCUGGAGAUGUAAACAGACAGCCUCGAGCGCGCACUACCUUGAUCAUGGUCCCAAUUUUUCUCUUCAUUUGGGAAUUGCUGGUUUGGAGUCUGGUUUCCCAUAUUUCAAGAAAUGGCUGCUGGCUGAUAACGAUCACCCUUUUCAUCGUCUCUGCGGCGGCCAUUGGUAUGUGGUUCCAAGGCAUCCGUUGGGGACCAGUGUCAUUAGCGGCACUAGGUGUGUUGUGCAUGCUUGCCAUUGCUGGAGGAACUGCUCUCGGUCAACGAGGCUGGGACCAGUUGUGGAGACAAUUCUUCUGGAUGAAUACAGGGAACCAGCUUGUUCCGACUUUCGCUGGUACUGCUGCCGCAGCUCGCUCUGAUGCUGCAACGUUGACCUUCGGAAGUGCUGCAGGAAGUUUAGACCAUUCAUCCGUGGAUGCGAGCCGUUCAGUUGGCUUCAAGGACACGAACCUUUUCUGUGUUGCGCCCGUUCUGAGCCCUGAUACAGCUGGAGCAGACUUCCCCAGAGUCAAUUUCUGGGCAGUUGGAAUGGACUGCUGUACAAAGUCUGGAGUUUUCGAUUGCGACGCAUCCAGAGACUAUGAUGCGAUGCAAGCUGUAGUGCAGCUUGGAGGUGGCUAUCCUUGUCCAAGCUGUAACGUCGAGACAUUCCAGAAGGCAAUUGCAAAAGCUGAAGCGACUUAUGGUUUGGUCUUCACCUCAGACAUCUUCAGUGACUGCAGUAAGGUUUAUGCCUUCCACGCGUCACAUAUCGUGUGUUUCUAUCAGAACCGCGAUGACGGCUAUCCUUGCAACGAUGAUAUCUUUUACACUCUCAACGAUUCAUGUCAAGACGGUGCCUGCGUUGGAAUUCCAGACUAUUGUUUGGGGUACAAUGUUUCAUGCAUCCCACUGAAUCCAUGCUUGGUGGAUGGUGCGUGCAACCCUUCAACAGGACGAUGCACAUAUAGCCAGCUGCCAGAUGAGACCCCGUGUGAUGAUGGUAGAAUGUACACAGUUCAGGACAUGUGCCAAAAUGGACUUUGCGUAGGUCGCCCACAGGAUCUGUGCGAACAGUUUGGUGUCGUAUGCGAGGCCCCAAACUGGUGCUAUGAUCCAGGAGUGUGUGAUCCGAAGACUGGGACUUGCAGCGAAGCUACUCUGGCUCCUGGCUUCAGAACCUGCAACGAUCAAGACCGGACCACAUACAACGAUACGUGCAUUGAAGGUGUUUGCAUGGGCAUCCUGGACACAGGCUACAAGUAUCAAACAAUGGGGGCUGGGGAAUGUGUUGACCGUCAAGAUCGGCGCAUGGCUCGGUACACCGGAGAUGUAAAGGAGCAGUCCGAGUGCGAGGCGAUUUGCACAGGUGAUCCACAGUGCGCUGGUUAUGCAUACAACUACCCCUUGUGUAGUAUCUACGGGACUGUGAGAACCAAGUUACCGCUCGAGCGACAAGCUUGGUCUUUUCAGGCUGGCACUGAUCCUGUGGCUGUCAUCAUUGAAAAGGCUCUCGUGCUCUCAAAUGUGCAGCGGCGAUCUAUUUGCAGAAAGAAGGGUGUUGAGGGGGAUACAAUCGCAUCGCCUUCAGACCUAGAGGUAAGUGCAGAUGAGUUCUUCUCACCAGUCAGGAUUGGAAUCUUCUUCCUGCUUGUCCUCGCUUGCUUUUUUGCACUGCCGCUUACCGAUUACAUUUCGCGUUUGCUGAAAUGCAGGAAAGACCCACUUGAAGACCUGGCUGGACAGGUCCAGCAAGAUCCUGCUUACGUAGAUGGGGCCGACGCGCAAUGGAAUGACUAUGGAGACGACCAAUUGGAGUUGAAGGAUGGUUUCCAAGAUGAUUUGCGACGAGCCGGUGGACAGAAUCCUGAUGAGGACGCACUUGCUUUCCCUCCAGAUGAACAUUUGCCUGUUCCGCCAUGGCCUUACAUUGUAGCAUGUCGAUUAUGGCAGUAA
This is a messenger RNA of Cladocopium goreaui, 3036 nucleotides long. The record is from the annotation of a GenBank genome assembly. NCBI's taxonomy places the organism in Eukaryota, Dinophyceae, Suessiales, Symbiodiniaceae.